Molecule: messenger RNA, 2808 nt
Organism: Kwoniella mangroviensis CBS 8507
Lineage: Eukaryota; Fungi; Basidiomycota; Tremellomycetes; Tremellales; Cryptococcaceae
Exons: 14
Coding region: 1-2808 (935 amino acids)
Biological process (GO): DNA recombination; nucleotide-excision repair, DNA gap filling; double-strand break repair via nonhomologous end joining
Cellular component (GO): DNA ligase IV complex
Molecular function (GO): ATP binding; DNA ligase (ATP) activity; DNA binding
Source: RefSeq, a predicted model, not a curated record
AUGACAUUGACUUCCAGUUUUGUCAAACUGGUAUAUCAUCUUGGCAACCCACCUAAGCCUGCUCUCGUUCCUACCAAAGAAACCAAGACAUCCUCUUUAGCUCCCUCAAAGAUAUUUCAAUCAUGGCUCAAUCACCUACCCAAACCCCUUCCUCGUGAAAGUGGUAAACAUGUCUUCCGAUUACUGUUCCCUCACGAAGGUUCGCGUAGGAGGUACGGACUGAAGGAGAGCAAGCUGGCUUUGGAGCUAGAAAGGAUAUUGGGUCUGAGGGGUUUGUCGAAAUGGGAUAGGGUAUGUUGGGAUAAUGGAGAAAGUGGGACGGGAUGUUUAGGCAAGGAAAUUGAACUACUUAUGAGAGAUAGGUCCAUGACAGAGCGUAAAUCGACGGUAUCAAUUCGCGAUAUCGAUGCAUUACUUGAUGAGUUGGCUUCCUCAUCUACCUUCUCUCAACUCUCCCAAGACCAAGAUCAAAUUCACUCAAGACCAGCAAGACGCCGAUCGCCUCAGGAAAUAUUGACAUUUUUAUAUCGAGAUUCCAAUCUCACUCCAUACGCUUUAUCAGUCCUCACACAAAUCAUCUUAAGAGACUUACGACCCCUCUUAAACCCUCUACCUAAACUGUCGGUCAGAAACCCCACAACGAUGUUACGAAUGAAAUCCAAUACCGGCCCCGAACAACUCAAUUUGAAAGACGCCCUAUGCGCUUGGGAUAAGAGGCUGUGGGGAUUUUAUAAUGGAGGAAUGGGUAAUUUGGAUAGAUGUUUUGAUAAGUUCGAUAAUCUGGAAAAUGAACAUGAUAAGAUCGUCAUGACAGGGCCAGUCUUGGGUAUCAAUAUAAAAAUACCGAAAUGUCGAAAGGGUCGUUCGAUCCCGGAUGCUCUGAGUGAAUUUACGGGUACCAAAUACUCUCCGCCUGUUGAUGAAGUAUGGGCAGAAACGAAGUACGAUGGAUAUAGAAUGCAAAUUCACGUCGAUUGCUCGGGUGACCAACCGACAAUCAAAGUGUUUAGUAAAUCUACUAGGGAUAGUACGGACGAUAGGUUGAAUACGCAUCCAAUCAUCUUAGCUUCCCUGGACUUACCUAUACCAUCUCAUCUGCCGAUUCACCCCUCCUUGCUCAAACGAUUAUCGAUACUUCCUGAAACAGGUCCUCAAACGGGUAGGGGUAUUACCUCGGUGAUACUGGAAGCGGAAGUGGUCCCAUUCAAUGAAGCCUCGAGAGAAGGCGGUAGAGGUCCCGGUAUAGAGGAGUUCUGCUGGCUUGGAAAUGCUGGUGUCACAGCAUCAGCCAUGCCAUUGGUCAAUACACAACAGAACAGACAUCUCUGCCUGGUAUUCUUCGAUAUCCUAUACCUGGAUGGACAAAGUCUCUUACACAAACGAUAUGAGGAUAGAAGAGCAUUAUUGGAAACGGUGAUCAGACCAAUCCAAGGCUUCUCUCAAUUGGCCGAAAGGACGAGAAUACCGUUAGGUGUGAACAGACAAUCGGCCCCUCAGGCAUUAGAAGAGGCUUUCCAGCGUAGUACUGAACGUCGUGAAGAGGGACUGGUGCUCAAAGCUUCCAACUCGACUUACGCGAAUAUGAAAUGGCAAUGGGUAAAACUCAAGAAAGAUUACAUCCCCAACUUGGGAGAUUGUAUUGAUCUAGUCUUGCUGGGCGCAGGGUGGGAUAUCGACCGAGCGAGAGAGUUAAGGGUUGACACAUCAGUAUUUACCACAUUCUACCUUGGCGUCCUGACCAACCCUACUCGAAUCACUUCGCAUAGAGAAGUACCUCAUUUCGAGAUCCUAUUCAGAGUUUCUUAUGGACCUGAUCGCACAAAGCUGGAAUACUACAAUUCGUGUUUGAGGCAUGGUAGAUGGGGUAGCAAACCUUUUGACAAAGAUGAUCUUUUCAAGAGAAGACUGAUAGGCUUAUCCUGGACAUACACGCUACAAAAAGGGAUGAUACCUCCUUCGGUUAUGUUUGAGAAACCGUUAUGUGCCGAAGUUAUGGGUGCAGGGUUUCAGAAAUUACCUGGAUCGAAUUACUACGAACUUCGUUGGCCAAGAUUACAGAAAAUAUACGAACCUUCAGAAAGGCAAUGGAUAGAUGCACUAUCCGCUCAAGAUCUCAUCAGAUCAGCCCAUCAAUCUCUAGGGUACCACAUCCCUUCUACCAACUCACCUUACUCGCCGCCUUCGGCUGAAGACUCCAUACGGGCAUUAUGGCGGUCGCACUCAACGAUGAAUCUCAUUGAUGUACCUCUGUUGGUCUCCCCUAAAUCUCCUAAAUCACCUAAGAGGGUAAAGUCAGAGCCCAAUCUGAACUUAUUGCUCAGCAAUGCGACUCCUUCUCCUAUUAGCAAAGAGAGCGGAAGGAAGUUGAUGGCUGUUAUGAGUGGCCAGGAAGAUUUUCUUGAAGGGGAUGAACCACUUAUACCCUCGUAUAAUCUUCGCCCGCCAACUUUAAAUCCACAACGGAACGCCAUCUCGCCUCCGAAUGAGAUGCCAGUGAAUAUCGUCCGGCCCUUCACGCCGCCACCCAAGAGCUCCAUCAGUUUUGGACCACCGUUACUCAUCAGCACCCCACGUAAAUCCCCCCAGAGAAAGGCUAUCCCGCCAAUUUCGCCUAUCAAAAGGUUGAUAUCAUCUAUCGACUGGUCAAGUAUCGACAUACAUCACCAGAGUACACCCAAGAAGGCCAAGACGUUGGUUCUCGAAAAGGAGAAAGAGGGGAAGAAGAGGGACAAGAAAGUGGGCGUAAGACCGCUCUCUUUGAGAUCGAGGUUGAAAUUGGCUAGCAGAAGGAUUGGCGUGAAAUCGUAA